GUCCUUCUUCUGCAGCAGAAUCCAGAGGUUACACAUGGCUGUUUUGAGUCUGGAACUACUGCAGGAGGGAGAGGCCCCGCGCGCCGUUUCUCCUGCCGAAGAAGGCCGCUUUGGAAAAAUGAUCAUAAGGACACCUGGUCGCACAGCGUCGUCUGCAUUUUUCCUCUUGUUCUUUGUGUGUAUCUAGGAAUCUGGUCGAUAUAAGACUCUCAUUGUGUGUUUUACAUCAUUCCACUGUUCUUCUUUGUUCUUUGGUUCACAUCUCGACCCAAUCUGGAAAUAUAUUCACCUCCCACUUACACGGACCCAAGACCCCACUGAAACAGCUCCCAAGACCUGCCUACCAGCUUAGCGCCCUUGCCGCUAAAAUGCCAGCUGGGAAGACGCUGGACGAAUUUGGCAGGGAUGAAUAUGGCCUGCCAGGAGACAAGCAAUGGGCUUCAAAAUAUCUCUUAGAGCCACUAUAUGAGCCUGAACCAAGCCAGGUUUGCGCAACAAGAUUUACACCCCUGCCACCAUCGCCACCAGCUUCAACAAAGUCGCCAACAACACCAACCCGCUCGGCAGUUGGCAGCAUCCGACGAAAGUUUCAGCACACCAGGAACGUAUCUUAUACCGAAGGUGACGAAGAAGAACAGCCCUUUCUCCGUCGUCUCCUGAGCAGAACAAGCAGCAUCCGAAGCACCCGCAGCAGUCUCAGUCUGAACAGGCAACUCCCGCCCUCACCACCAGGAGUAGACCGCACCCUAUCCACCCGCUCAGCCAUUCCACUCAGACCAAGCCACAACCGCAACUGGUCCCAGGGCACAAUCCUCUCCCGCGCCAACAGCGUAGCAACUUCUACACCAACAUCCCCCAGACCCCCCAGCAAAAUGUCCAACCAGUUCUUCCCCUCCACCACCACCACCACCACCCGCAACCGCUCCUCCUCCCUCAACCACCCCCCACCACCCCCAUCAGACGAAUCCUUCCCCAUCCGCCGCGGCAACUCCCUCCGCCUCAAAGACCGCUACCCAGGAGACCAAUCCCACCGUCCCCUAGCUAUGCUCUCCUCCUCCCACCGCGCCGCCAACCGCCACGUCCGCCCCACCUCUUCCCACGCCCGUCCCUUUGCCGACCCAAUAGACCAGCUGGACCAGUCCUCCCCCUUUUCCCCCUACCACCACCCUGGCCCGUAUGACCCCACGCUGAUCCCGUACAACACCAACAAGAAGUACUCUCCCCUGGAGGCGGUCAAAUCCUCCAACGAGGAGGCGAUCAAGGCUACGCCGGUGGAGUAUGUAAAGGACAGCUUGACGAAGCAUGUGCCGCUGCAGGGGACGGCGGUUGUGCCGCCUGGGGAGAGGGAUGUUAUGACGGGGAGGAGGAUGGGGGAGUAUCAAGAGGGGGCUGAUUUGAUGAGGGAACAAAGUGCGGGCGGGGGCGCGUAUAAGAGGUGGCCUGGGGUGGAGUACAGGGAGGGGGAUUUGAAGGGGAAGGGGGAGGGUUGGUAUUCUGGGGUUGGGGCUGCUGAGGAGGAGGAAAGGAGGCGGGUGGCUAAGAAGAGGGGGGGUAUUUGGCUAGGAGUAUUAGUGGGGAUGGGAAGGGGGGUGCUUAUGAGAUGCAGCAGCCUUCUCAGAGGGGUUUGAUGGCUAGUGGGAGUGAGGAGAAGGAUGGGGGGGUGAGGCAGAGGCAGAGGGUGGUUGAUAAUGAGGAGGAGACGGCCAUGUUGCCGGAGCAGGUUGUUGGGGAGGGGUCGUAUCGGGGGGGGUUGGAGAGGAGUAAGAGUGGGAGGGCGAGCGGGGGGUUGGGGGAGAAGUUGAAGAGGAAGAUUGGGAGUUUGAGGGGAAGGAAGGAGAGGAGGGUUGGUGAUGGGGAUUAUUACUGAUGGUUUUGAUCUGGUCAGGAUUUCCUUUGCUAUGAUGUCUCGGGUAUGGGUUUCAAUAUUUGGAUUCUUUUUGGGUAAAGAGAACUGGGCAUACACAGGGAUAUAUGGAGAGAAAUUUUUUCUUACGCGUCAACUUAUUGAGGAGUUACGAAGGCGAUGUAUUUAUGUAGAAUAUUUCACA
Molecule: messenger RNA, 2048 nt
Organism: Podospora pseudocomata
Lineage: Eukaryota; Fungi; Ascomycota; Sordariomycetes; Sordariales; Podosporaceae
Exons: 2
Coding region: 369-1628 (419 amino acids)
Cellular component (GO): cytoplasm
Source: RefSeq, a predicted model, not a curated record